This is a messenger RNA of Ictalurus furcatus (blue catfish), 2821 nucleotides long. Its product is annotated as tumor necrosis factor receptor superfamily member 3. Gene Ontology annotation, biological process: regulation of cell population proliferation. The record is from RefSeq and is a predicted model, not a curated record. The transcript is spliced from 8 exons. Gene Ontology annotation, cellular component: external side of plasma membrane. Lineage: Eukaryota; Metazoa; Chordata; Actinopteri; Siluriformes; Ictaluridae. The coding region runs from base 269 to 1048 and encodes 259 amino acids. Gene Ontology annotation, molecular function: cytokine binding; signaling receptor activity.
AUGUUCCUAGACGUAUCAUCAAAUGACAAAAAAAAAAUGUUUCUUAUUAGUACUGUAUCAUCAAAAUGAGGCAGAUUUCUAGCCACACUAGAAAUACAUUUUUGAAAUGAAUUAUGAUUGAAUGAGUGCAGGAGAACACACAUCCUGGUGCAUGUAUUCAGUCAGCUGGCAAGAGAAGUUGUGUGCUCUCAUCAAUCUAGAAGCAAAAGCAUAAUUAGAGGGAGCACACCUGUGACUACACUCAGCGUGUAACUUACCCAGCACUGCCAUGCUCUGGCAAAGCUUUUACAUCAUCUGGAGCUUCUUUUGCUUGUUAUGGCUUGAUCAAAUUCAUGUUUCAUCCGGAAUCCUUUGUAAACCAGGUGAGAAAGCCACGCGCUCAAAGACCAAUUGUGAACCUUGUCCAGAUGGCCAAUACAACCAUAAACAUAGUGAAAGUAAAGAGUGUCAAAACUGUGAUCCUUGUGAACUGAAUAGUUCUGAAAUUUCACCCUGCACACUAACAAGUAAUACUAAGUGUCGUUGCUUUGCCGGCUUUACCCCUUUGGACAAACCACAAAAAAUAUGCGUUUGCCGUGUAGGAUCAGGGAUAAAGCAUUUAGAAAAUGGAAUGAGGAUUUGUGAGAAAUGUCCGCCUAACACUUUCACUGAUGCAAUUAACUCUGAAUGUCAACCAUUGCCACAGUGCAUUCAGAGCAGUGAGACAAUUCCAGGAAAUGUCACCUCUGACAUCAAUUGCAGAAAUGAAGCGGAAUCAGUAGUACCUCCCUCCUCCUCCUUGCCUUUGUCUUCCACAUCCACCAGCACAUCAACCAUGACUCUAACCACCAGCAGAAACUCCAUCUCUACCCCCACAACCUCCUUUCCUGUGUCCCAAGACAGCAGGAAGCAUGCCCUCUGGCUGGCCUCUCUCGCAGCUUUUCUGCUUCUCAUCCUGAUACUAAAGCUCAGCCGGUGUCCUAAGAAGAAGACAGACAUAGUACGACAAGGUAGUGCAUGUGGAAAGCCAGUUGAGGAAUCUGGCGAGAAAUUCCUUCCUCCUGUCUAAUCCUCUUCUUCAUUCACACGCCAGUCUGUAAAAUUGCUAUGACAAAAAAAUCAGCAGUAGGUAUUAUAUACCAUUGAGAGCCACAGUAUUUUUACUGCACCUUACAUUGCUGUAGCCCUGGUACAUUGAAUCUGUUCUGUGACUAAAAGAAACUGAAACUGAGUGAUAUGAUUAUCAGAUGCCCCAUUUAAGGAAACUUCACUGUCAUAGAGGUGGUUUUUUCCCCACUUCGUUUAAAUGUCUCUCUUGAUCUUUUUGUUGGGGCUGGUUGAGACAUUAUGAUUACAUGUUAUCCUUUUAUAGGAAUGAUUUAUAUGUCAUGUUUAAGUUAUGAUGACACAGUGCUCAUGGAAUGAUUUUGAAUUAUAGAUUAGCAUUGGAUCAUUAUUUUGUAUGCAGUCUGUUUUUCUUUGAUUAAAAAGUCAUUUGUUUGUCUUUUAUAUUAAAUAUAGAUAUAACUAGAAAUGCAUUGGGCAUUAGACCUUAUAGAAAGAUGUUGACUGUUAGUCACCUUCGAAACUACUGUGUAGCUGCUGAAAAAAUAUCACUGUGAAGCCAUGACCUUUUACUGGUGUUUCCAAAAUGACCUUCUAUUUUACCAACAAAAUGAGUCUGUGCCUUGUGAUGACUCAUAAACUCCGGAGAUACCAAACCUGGAUAACAUGUGGGCUUAGGACAAACUGAGAAUGAUUAUUCCAUUUGUAGUGUUUUGUUUGUUUGUCUCAUUAUGUGGAUAAGGAUAUUAGUAAACUCUUCCUGCAAAAUAGACAUGUAUAAAUGUUUAAGAAUACAAAUGGGUUCAAAAAUAGGUAGGUUAUGUGGAGAGUUAGGCACAGUUAUUGCUCUGACAUGUAUACAUUAUUUUACAGUUUAUCUACAAAACAGAUGUUUAUUUUUAUUUAAGAUUUCUUAUUAAAAACCCAUUAAAAUAUGGUGUGUAUAUUGCUGUGUUUAAAUGUGCUAAACAAUCAUUUUCCUUAUUAGACUGUCAACACAUGUUUCCUUUAUUAAGGCUUAUUUUAAAGUAUGGAGGGUUCAAACAGGUUGUAACUCUUAAAGGUUUGCUUUGAGAAGUCAUGUUAAGAAUCAGUGGAAUCGCAGAAAUAGCAAUCACAUUACAUUAACAUAAAAUAUAGAUAUUGUACUGUGGAAAAUUAGUGGGCGCAUGGUGGCAUAGAUUAGCACGUUUGCCUCACACCUCCAGGGUUGGGGGUUCGAUUCCCGCCGCGGCCUCUGUGUGCGGAGUUUGCAUGUUCUCCCCAUGCUGCUGGUACUCAGGUACUCCCCCAGGCCAAAGACAUGCAUGGUAUGUCCAAAGUGCCCAUAAUGUAUGAAUGUAUGAAUGUGUGUAUGUGUGUAUGUGAUUGUGCCCUGCGAUGGAUUGGCACCCUCUCCAGGGUGUACCCUGCCUUGUGCCAGAUGCUCCCUGGGAUAGGCUUCAGGUUCCCGCGACCCUGUAGGGUAAGCAGUAUAGAAAAUGGAUAGAAAUUACAUAUUGAUAAACAUGUGACAAACACGAGUUUGGUUCCUAAAUCUCUCCUUGAAGCAUUUAUAUGUAUAGGAUAGGCAAAAUAUAUGGGUGCCCCAAAAAUGACUAAACCACCAAACAUUGUUAUCCCACCAAACUUGAUCUAAUGUUAACGUCUUGAUAUACUGUUCAUAAAUAGCUCAUGAAUUAGCUGGGUACUAAAAAUGGGUAAACUUACAGGCCAUUUUUUAAGGUGUUUUUAUCAGUGUUUUAAUAAAUUAAAACAUCCUUUGAUUCUGAUCACA